AUUUUGUCAGCGCCCUUUCUCAGUGUCAGCCCUGGCUCUUUUGUGGGAGGACCUGCGCUCUAUUUCCUCAUCCGGACUGUAGAUGUGUUGUGUAUUUUUAUGGUGAAGCUGUUUACACCCGUGUGGGUUAACUAUGGGGAAGAAGCACAAGAAGCACAGGUCUGAGUGGCGGUCGUACGACGCCGGGGACCUGGGCUCUCCUCCAGACCAGUCUCAGUAUUAUGUGGGUAAGCCUUCAGAAAAGUCUCUGAAAUUGGUUCUGAAAGUUGGAGGAAGUGAAGUGACUGAACUUUCUGGAUCUGGACAUGAUUCUAGUUACUAUGAUGAUCGCUCCGAUCAUGAACAACGUGAGCGUCAUAAGGAAAAAAAGAAAAAAAAGAAAAAGAAAUCGGAGAAAGAGAAGGAUAAGCAUGUAGAUGAUGAAGAAAGGAGGCGGAGAAAGGAAGAGAAAAAGAGAAAACGAGAAAAAGAACAAUGUGAUUCAGAUGAAGAAACUGAGUAUUUUGAACCAGAGAAGAAAGUAGAAGUUGAAACCCCUACAGACCGUCCAGUCAGAGCUUGCAGAACCCAUCCAGCAGAAAAUGAAAGCACCCCCAUACAACAGCUUCUAGAACAUUUCCUCCGACAACUCCAACGGAAAGAUCCUCAUGGUUUCUUUGCUUUUCCUGUCACGGAUCAAAUUGCACCUGGAUAUUUUAUGAUCAUAAAACAUCCAAUGGAUUUCAGUACUAUGAAAGAUAAAAUAGCUGCAAACGAGUACAAGUCAAUCACAGAAUUUAAGGCUGAUUUUAAGCUUAUGUGUGAUAACGCCAUGACGUACAACCGCCCAGAGACAGUCUACUAUAAGUUGGCAAAGAAGUUGCUACACACAGGCUUCAAGAUGAUGAGCAAGCAGGCUGCUAUAUUGGGUGAUGAGGACACCACAGUUGAGAAACCUAUGCCAGAAGUUGCUCUUCCAGCUCCUGUAGAAAUUACUAAGAAAUCUAAAAAGCCAAGCAAGGAAGUAAUUAGGGUCAUUGAAGAUGAUCAGAGCUGCAUUUUUGAGCCAGAAGGAAAUGCUUGUAGUUUAACAGACAGCACUGCUGAAGAACAUGUCUUAGCUCUAGUGGAACAUGCUGCAGAUGAAGCCAGAGACAAGGUCAACAGAAACUAUACAAACUGCAAGAUUGGGUACCUAAAAAAGAACGUGGAUGGCAAUUUGAUUUACUCUGUAGUAAAUGCUGACCCUGAUGCAGAGGAGGAAGACUGUCUCUCUCAGGAUGUGGUGUCAUGGAGACUUCCAGGAAACCAGAUUACCGAUGAAGAAACCCAUCCAGUGGAUUUAAGUUCUUUGUCAAGCAAACUUUUGCCUAGCUUUACCACAUUAGGUUUUAAAGAUGAUCGCAGACAUAAAGUCACAUUUCUUAACAGUACCAGUACAGCCCUGUCUUUACAAAAUAAUACUCUCUUCACUGAUCUUAAGCCUGAUGAGAUGGAACUAAUGUACGCUGCUUAUGGUGAUGACACAGGGAUACAAUGUGCUCUUAGCCUUCAAGAGUUUGUAAAAGACUGUGGUACUUAUGCAAAGAAAAUGGUGAAUGACAUGCUGGAUCAAAUAACGGAAGGAGAUCAUUCCAAAAUUCUUUAUCAACUAAAACAGAUUGGAGAAUCUGUGGGUGAUGGCAGCAAUUCUGUUUUUGACUUUAUGUCCAUGAAGGCCUAUUCCGAUGUAUCUCUUGAAAUGUCCAUGCUAAAUUCUCUAGGAAAAGUGAAGAAGGAGCUUGACCACGAUGAUGGUCAUCUUAACUUAGAUGACGCAGCUAAACUCUUGCACGACUUUCAUGACGUACACAAUGACAGAGUUGGAUCUAGACCGUCUUCCAAUAUAAGUUCUUUAUCCAACAACUCGGAAAGAGAUCAUCAUCAUCUUGGUAGCCCUUCCCGUCUCAGUGUUGGAGAACAGCAAGACAUUCCAGACCCCUACGAAUUCCUACAGUCUCCGGAGCCUGAAAAUAAUUAGUUUCUUGUAUUGUAUUUAUUGUUCUUAUCUUCUUGUGUAAUACUAAUAUAUGUAGAAAUUGUGCUUUCAUUCCUGCCGCCCCUCUUCCUUUCCUGCCUAUAAGUCCUCUGAAUAUCCAGUGACCACCUCCUCAUCCUAAAAAUCCUACAGUGAGUGGUAGACCAGGUAAGAUGGAAGCAACCACAGGCUUAUUUUGUGACA
Bufo bufo (common toad) is the source of this 2200-nucleotide messenger RNA. RefSeq names its product bromodomain containing 9 (gene BRD9). Gene Ontology annotation, biological process: regulation of transcription by RNA polymerase II. The transcript is spliced from 17 exons. The record is from RefSeq and is a predicted model, not a curated record. The coding region runs from base 134 to 1999 and encodes 621 amino acids. Gene Ontology annotation, cellular component: nucleus. Lineage: Eukaryota; Metazoa; Chordata; Amphibia; Anura; Bufonidae.